Molecule: messenger RNA, 1183 nt
Organism: Chironomus riparius
Lineage: Eukaryota; Metazoa; Arthropoda; Insecta; Diptera; Chironomidae
Source: the annotation of a GenBank genome assembly
UAAAAUUCAAAAAUUCAUAGUUUUGAGACAGUUGUAACGGUUUUGUAAAAUUUGAAUGUAAAAGUAAACAAAGAAAAUAACAAAUCAAUUUAAGUUUUAAUGGCUCAAUAUAAAGGCACAAAAAGCGAGGCAGAUAGAGCCGUACAACUAGCAAAGAAACGAGAAAAGCAACAACAAGAUGCAGAGCUUCAAAAGAAAAAAAUUCAAGAACAAAUGAAAAUUCAAAGCAUAGACAGCAAAUUUGCAACCUCAAUUGAACAUCCAGCAACUGAAUUUGGCAAAAAGUCCUUUGGACUGUUCACACUUUUAGAAUUGAAGGCAAAGCAGGAACAAGAAAGAACUAAGGAACUGCUUAAAAAGCAAGAAGAGGAAGAUUUAAGAGGAAAAAGUCAGAAAAAGUUUAAGCAACAAAAGCAGAUCCAAAAAUUGUCAUUUGAUGUUGAUGAUGAGAAUGAGGAGCUUAAUUCUGACAAUUUUCAAGCUGUUGAUCCACCUAAAAAGAGGAUUAAGAAGAAUCCAGCUGUAGACACCAGUUUCUUAAAAGAUCGCGAACGUGACGAUAUUGAGAAUAAAUUAAAAGAGGAACUGAAGAAGCAAUGGACCGAGCAACAGAAUAUCAUUAAAAAUGAGAAAAUAGAUGUAGUAUAUUCAUAUUAUGACGGAAGUGGACAUAGAUUCUCAAUAAGUAUGGAGAAAGGUAACACAAUUACUGAGUUCCUUCAAGCAUGUCUUGAGAAGCAUUUAAGGCACGAAAUUUCAGAACUAAGGAAGGUCACAAAUGAUCAGUUGAUGUACAUUAAGGAAGACUUAAUUUUACCAUAUCAUUAUACAUUUUAUGACUUUAUAGUAAAAAAGGCAAGAGGAAAAUCAGGUCCAUUGUUUCAAUUUGAUGUUAAGGACGAUAUUCGAAUGGUUAAUGAUGCUUCAGUUGAAAAAGAGGAAUCACAUGCUGGAAAAGUUGUUUUGCGAUCAUGGUACGAAAGGAAUAAGCACAUAUUCCCAGCAAGCCGAUGGGAGCCUUAUGAUCCAUCGAAAUCUUAUGAUAUAUACACAGUUAAGGACAAAAGAACUUAGCUUAUUGGAUAAUGAGUUCAAUUUGUAUUUUGUAUAAAAACUCCUGAAAUAAACGAUUUUGCAGAAUUUAAAAUAAAACUUUACCAAGUUCAAAUCCAGAAGAUACAGU